AUGACCAAGAUACAGCACUCGAUCAAACUUCCCACCUUCCGGGAGCCCUUCUCCAAGACGCCCGAGUACGCGCGGGAAGUGAUCGCAGGGUGGGUAGACAAGUUCAAUCAGCUGCUGACCAAUGGCGAACUCGCCGAGUUCCCGUCGCUUUUCCGCAGCGAUGCGUGGAUCCGUGACUUUCUCAGCCUCUCCUGGGACUUCCGCACCAUUCAGGGCCUUCACAGGAUAAGCGAGUACUUCCAGGAGAACCUCCGACAGACAGGUCUACGUAACAUGGAGCCCCGUGAGACGGGUGCCUUUGCGCCGGCUUUCAGAACUGUCGCCCCCGGGGUUCACUGGGUGGACAGUAUGUUUGAUUUUGAGAAUGACGUCGGCCGUGGGAAGGGAAUCGUGCGACUGGUCGAAGAGGAUGAUAAUGUGUGGAAAGCGUACAUGAUCAACUUCACCCUUCAAGAGCUGAAGAACGUCGAGGAGAAAGCCGGGAUCAAUAGGCCGACGGGGAAGGUUGACCCCAAGGGCGGAAACUGGAAGGAGAGGCGGGACAGGGAGAGGGAGUUUCUUGACGAGGACCCUGCUGUGCUAGUCAUUGGUGCCGGUCAUGCUGGAAUCAAUAUUGGCGUUCGGCUUCGACAUCUUGGGGUCUCGACCCUCAUGAUUGACCGCAAUGAACGUGUGGGCGACAGUUGGCGCAAACGAUACAGGACGCUCAUGACCCACGAUCCGAUCCAAUACUGUCACCUUCCCUUCAUCCCCUUCCCAUCCAACUGGCCCAUGUUCAUGCCCAAAGACAAGCUAGCCGACUGGCUCGAGUCCUACGCAACAAUGAUGGAACUCAACGUCUGGACCUCUACCGAAAUCGCCGAAUCAUCCUACGACGACCAGUCUAAGACCUGGACGGUCACCCUCCGCCGCGGCGACGGGAGCACCCGCACCUUGCACCCGCGCCACAUCGUCCUCGCCACAGGCCAGGCCGGCGACCCCAUCACGCCGACGUUCCCGAACCAGUCCGCUUUCAAGGGCACGGUAUAUCACGGAGUCCAGCACCAGGACGCAUCCACUGUCUCCGACCUCUCUUCCAAGAAAGUCCUCGUCGUCGGUUCUGGAAAUUCGAGUCACGAUAUCUGCCAAAACUUCUACGAGAACGGCGCUGGAAGUGUGACGAUGGUACAGCGCGGCGGGUCGUACGUCAUCACCGCCAACAAGGGAAUCUUCGUCAUGCACAAGGGCAUGUACGAGGAAGGCGGGCCACCGACGGAAGAUGCAGACAUCGUUGCCCAAAGCAUACCGACACCGGUGGGCUUUGCGCUGAGUGUUCACGGGACCAAGGCUAUUGCGGACGUGGAUCGCGAGAUUCUGGAUGGGUUGACCAAGGCUGGCUUCAAGCUCGACUUCGGACCUAAUGGUAGCGGGAUCUAUCGCAAGUACAUUGAGCGGGGCGGAGGGUACUACAUCAACGUGGGAUGCAGCGAGCUCAUCGUUGACGGUAAAGUCAAAGUCCACCAUAGCCCCAAGGGUAUCGAGAAGUUCACGCCAAACGGACUGGCUCUGGCGGAUGGGACGACUCUGGAUGCCGACAUUGUUGUUCUUGCGACUGGAUACGACGGCAUGAAGUCUACUGCGCGUAAGGUAUUCGGGGACAAGGUAGCCGGUCGCCUCCAGGAGUGCUGGGACCUGGACGAGCAGGGAGAGAUCAACUCCGUGAGUCUUCGCCAUGCCUCAAGGUUGGCAUGA
Messenger RNA from Colletotrichum chrysophilum, 1731 nucleotides. RefSeq lists its product as uncharacterized. The transcript is spliced from 3 exons. The record is from RefSeq and is a predicted model, not a curated record. Gene Ontology annotation, molecular function: monooxygenase activity; flavin adenine dinucleotide binding. NCBI's taxonomy places the organism in Eukaryota, Fungi, Ascomycota, Sordariomycetes, Glomerellales, Glomerellaceae. Bases 1 to 1731 code for a protein of 576 amino acids.